Molecule: messenger RNA, 3285 nt
Organism: Exaiptasia diaphana
Lineage: Eukaryota; Metazoa; Cnidaria; Anthozoa; Actiniaria; Aiptasiidae
Product: A disintegrin and metalloproteinase with thrombospondin motifs 18
Biological process (GO): proteolysis; extracellular matrix organization
Cellular component (GO): extracellular matrix
Molecular function (GO): metalloendopeptidase activity
Source: RefSeq, a predicted model, not a curated record
UAUCCGUUCGCCCUUCGCAGAUUUCAGUCAUUCGUCAAAAGAAAACGUUACGUUCUUGUUAAAGGUUUGCUGCAAAUCUAAAAAGGUUUCUUUUAAACAUGGCGGAUUGUUUGGUGGUAUGGCUGUUAAUCUUAGUGUUGGCUUCCUUCUCAGAUGCCUUUAAAKUGACAAAUGAAAAUCCUGAGAUCAAAUUACAUCACAAGAUGACUAAGAGAGAGAUAAGUCAUUAUUUUGGGGUCGAUUCUCAUGAUGAAGUUCCAGACUACGAGGUGACAAUACCACACCAAGCGGACCCACACACGGGGAAGUUUUCAACUUUCAAGCUGGGUAACCACGCGAGACACCGACGCAGCGCCGAGAACAAUGUUUGGUUUUAUAACAUCCAGGCAUUCGGCGUCAAUAUGGGUCUAAAUUUAUCAAAAGCUCGCGAUGUGAUUGGUCCAAAGGUCCAGGUUGAAACGACUCACAAAAACGGAUCUAAAUCCUACUCCUCGCAACCAACGAAUGACAUCCUGGAAGGUCACGUGACUUCUCAGCCUGGCUCAUUUGCAAUGAUCAGUAACAAUGGCGGAUUGAGCGGAAUGAURAGCCUAAUGGACCAGCUUCUGUUUUUYCAUCCACUACCAAACCACCUUGCAAAMGAUUAUGGACAACAAAAUGGCGGCGGUAAUCCUCACGUGGUGUAUCGUCAUUCCUCUGAUGGCAUGACAAAAAGAGCCUGUUAUACGAAAGACACAGGACCAAAGAAUCAUCGUUCACGAAGAUCCGUUGAUGACAAUGCUCCUUCGUCAGAAACCAAGAUAUUGGAAAUGGCAUUAAUUGCUGACACGUUUUUUCUUGAAGAAAAGAAGGAAUUCAAGGACAUAAUUAGUUCCUAUCUGAAGAUGAUCGUUCAUCUUGUUGAUGCUAUGUUUCAAGAUCCCAGCGUUGGGGAUAAAAAGUUGCACAUUGAGGUUGUAAAACUUGUUUUAGAUAAAGGAAACGAGCUCAAGAUUGAUAAAAGGGAUYGCACUGGUAGUAGACUUAGCAAACUUGGUACCUGGGGAGAUAAUAACAUUGAAAGAACAAACGGCAAGAAGAACCAUGCUGACGUAUUGGUCCUUUUGACGACGGGAAUACAAGGAGGACUUGCAAGGGUAUCUUCUACAUGUUCAAGUUACUUUGGUCAAGCGGUUAACAACGAUGCUGGACUUGCGACGGCUAUCAUGACCGCUCAUGAAGUCGCCCACACACUGGGAGUCGACCAUGAUUCCAGUUACGGAUGCCCAAACUACUUGAACACCAUGUCCACUACAAUGACAAGUGGCAAAAGUGCUAUGACRUGGUCUAAAUGCUCUAAGAAAAUCAUUCAAAAUUUUCUCUCAAGCGACCGCUCGUCUUGCUUAAACAACCAAGCACCAACGAUUGCAUUACCAAUUCCAGCGGAGUACCGCAAUAAACUUCCUGGACAGAUCUUUGAUGCUAAUGCACAAUGCGAGUUGCAGUACAGAAAAGGAUUUGUACAAUGUCCAAGAAAGAGAGGAUGUCUUUCACUUCUUUGCACAAAUAAUGGUGGGUCUACUUGUAUGGGUCGCCUUACUCCCCCUAUGGAUGGUACUCGAUGUGGUGACAGACAUUGGUGUAUUAAAGGAGAAUGCGUGGACGAUGGAUCCCCAAUGAUUGACGGUGGGUGGAGCAACUGGUCUGGUUUUACCACAUGCACACAGACUUGUGGUGGAGGCGUUAUGUGGAGAACGCGAACCUGUACCAAUCCCAAACCASAAGGGGGAGGAUCAAAAUGUGAAGGCAGUGAUGUUGGCCAUUAUGCAAUAUGCAACAAGACGGAUUGUCCAAAAGGAACCAAAACUUACCGUGACAGCCAGUGCGAAGCCAAACGUCCUGGAACUAAGGCAUACUUUAAGCCAGAUCCUUGUGCUCUUUCAUGUAUUAAAUCGAGUAUGUUUUACGCARACGGUGAAGUGUCCGACGGGACGAGAUGUUCUUCCGAUAGCAGAAUAAAAAAUYUCUGCAUAAAAGGAAAAUGCGAGGUGUUAAAGACACAGGCAAUCAAUACAUUUACAAUGUUGCAUAUACCUGGAGUACCACAGUAAAGGCAGCUGGAACUAAAGUAGCGUACGAUCAUGAGGAAAAUAUCUAUAAAGACAGAAUAGAAAUCCCAGGACCGACAACAAAACCACUGAAAAUCAUGUACAUCGGAUAUAUGACAACUAAUCCCGGCGUUAGCUACUCAUAUUUCGGUAAAAAGAAAACUGUUGUUACAGCUGAUCAGGUCUACUGGAAUACUAGUGAUUGGUCGCUUUGCUCGAAAAAAUGUGCAGGAGGGAUAGAAACAAGAUCUGUUGAGUGUUUAAGAAAAGACGACAACUCAUACGUCUCAGAUAAAGUUUGCGCACAGACAAAACCGACAGCCCAAAGGAAAUGUAACGUCCAUCCAUGCACAGCGAGUUGGUAUCAGUCGUCAUGGAGACCGUGUUCCAGGACCUGUGGGCGGGGCAAGCAGAUCCGAGAAGURGUGUGCCGUACAAAGAUAGGACCUGGCCAGUAUAAGACAGUURCUGYUGACAAAUGCAAAGCUGGCGAGAGACCCAAGGGAGAUUUGGAGAGAGAUUGCAACGAAAUCAGUUGUGGAGCAGACUGGGUGGCUGGAAAUUGGUCUAAGUGCAGCGCAAGUUGUGGUUCCGGUGGRGUUAUGACUAGAAAGGUCCGAUGUGAGCAACUCAAAGGAGAUGGUCAAUAUGUGUCAGUUGAUAAGAAGUUCUGCUCCCAUGCACCAGAAUUAUCAACCUCUCAAAGCUGCAACGUAGACGUGAAAUGUGUUGCGACAAUGAAGACACCAGGCGGUAAAGAGUUCAUUCCAAUUGGCUGUUUCAAAGAGGGAYAUUUUAUUAAAGGUGAACGUGCUCUGCCAGAAAUGGUUGCCAAUCUAAGGUCGAAGAUCAAUUGGUUCAACAUGACCAAGACAGUAGUAGAUUGUUCUAAGGCUGUGUCCAAGAAAAACAACACGUACAAAGUUUUCGGGAUACAGUUCUAUGGGGAGUGUUGGUCCGGUUCAGGCGCUGACAAGACAUACGCCAAGUAUGGCUGGUCCAAAGACUGUUGGAGUGGUGUUGGAGGAUCGCAUGUCAACUAUAUUUACACAUUUGUUUAAGACAAGAGAUCUUGAAAGUUACUCGUCGAGGUCCGACUGAUCAAAAAUUAACAGUACUAGAAUUUGAAAAAUGAACACAAGGCUAGAUUUGUAGUUAUGGAAAAUCGUAAAUAAAAUCUUGCGGGUUUCAUCUUAAA